AUGACUGCAUACAUCACUGUAAUACCAUGCCACUCUUUACAAACAGAGGCACCACACAAUUACUCUCUCUCUCACACACAUAUUACCUCUUUAUUUAUCCUUAUUAUUAUUAUUUUAUUUUUUCCCUCAGAAUGCCGGUUCGCCUCUUCUUCUUCCACAGCAUUAUCAGCAAAAAAGAAAAAACCCACUCAAACACACACGCCCUUUACUCCAUGGUGUGUAUUAGGAGGGUACGAUCAAACAUAUCCCCCCACCCAAAAAAGACCCCACGCCACACCACACCACCAUAUUUUUUUUUUUGUUUUUCGUGUUUUUAUGGAUGUUACUCCAAUGGAACGGGCGAUCAAGAGUAAUACAUAA
Molecule: messenger RNA, 360 nt
Organism: Trypanosoma theileri
Lineage: Eukaryota; Euglenozoa; Kinetoplastea; Trypanosomatida; Trypanosomatidae
Exons: 1
Coding region: 1-360 (119 amino acids)
Source: RefSeq, a predicted model, not a curated record